This is a messenger RNA of Podarcis lilfordi (Lilford's wall lizard), 9389 nucleotides long. NCBI's taxonomy places the organism in Eukaryota, Metazoa, Chordata, Lepidosauria, Squamata, Lacertidae. The record is from the annotation of a GenBank genome assembly.
AGCUGGUGAAUUAUUGUUGUAAGUGGGAGGAAGACCAUCUUUGGCUGGGAGACAAGCUACUUUCUUACUAUGGAGCAGACAGUGAGUAACUCUGUUACAAUUUAUUUGAUAUGCCUCUCUCAAGCUUCUGUUAUUAUUGUGGCAUAUAAUACAUGUUAUGAAUAAAUAUAACAUUCAUUUUUUAAAAUUGAUGUUUAUUAAGUUUUCAAAGAGUAACAACAAAAAUUUCCAAAAAAGUUUGAAAAUACAAAACAAAACAAAACAAAAAUAAUACAGAAAUAAUAAAGAAAAAGAAAAACCCAGCCGCAAAAGAGAAAAAAAGAAAAACAGAAAAACAGAAGUAUAAAGUUCUUAACGAUCUCCAUUAACUUCCUUUCUAGACUUCCUCCUCCUCCCCUCUCUUGUUUCUUAGUUUUUAAUUUUUACAGCAAAUCCUUUCUGUUUUUUCAUAACAAUCUAUCAUUACGUUUCCUUAUUCUAUUUUCCCUCUUGUCAUAUAAAAACUUUAAAACUCCAAACUUAUAUUCAAUAUUUAGCAAAUUCUUACAUCAUUACUUUUUUACAAAUCAUUUACCAAUCCUUACUUAAGCCAUAUAAUUUCAUUCAGCAUCCUUCAAACAUUUAUAAACAUUCCCAAUAUUAAAAAAUAAGAAAGAAAAAAUAAUAAGUCAGAUUCAGUCCAGUCAGCUUCCAACCUCCCCUCCCCUGGACCCGGGAUUGUCAGUCCUUUUAACCUCAAUAAUCCGGCUCCUUAACCUGGUUGUCUCGUAUCCGAGGCCCUCAAGUCUCUUUCUUGCCCCUUUCGCCACUCUUGUUGAUAUUUCCCUUUCGGUCGUGGAAACUCCAGCAAAAAGAUGCUUUUGACUCUUUGCAGCAAGUCCAUCCCAAACCCAUUACCCAAGCCAGACAGCAAAUAAUACCACUUCCAAUUUCCACAAAGUUUGGAGACUUCGACUACUCCAAUCUUCUGAUGGCCCAUCACUAGACUCGGAAAGUCCAAAUAACCAUAUAGAGGGGUGUCAAUCCAUCCCCCCAUUUCCAAAUCUGACCACAUUUCAUCUUUCCGAAUCAGGUUUGCCCCAAGUUCAUUUAUCAAGUUCAACUGCUGAUCUUGCCCAUCCAAAGAUCCCUCCAUCUCUGAAGCCUCCGUCGCUACAGCAGGUUCAUAUACUUGUAUAGACUUUAACUGAAUUUCAUUUGUUUGCUGCUGUGCUCUGGUAACUUCCAUCAUCAAGGUCGGCUCCUGACGCAUCUGGUCCAGCUGGGCACUUAAUUUUGCAAAACCUUCCAGGAACACUUGUUCAAGCCUUUGUACAAGCAUUGUCCUUCAAGGUCAAAGAAGAUUCUUUCCCACGAGAAUAGUCCUUCUCUUUUAUACUCUCUGCAUUGCAAUUUCACUCAGUUCCACUAGAUGGAAAACCCCCCCCUUUUUUUUUUAAGAGGGGGAAAAACAACAGCAACAAUCUUACUUUUUCCAGAAACACUUUAUCCAAAAUUCCCCCUUCCAAAUUCAAGAGGCAACAGUAAAGUCAAAAUGUUACCCUUCUUUUAACUAUCUGUCCAGCUGGAUAAGCUUCAAAACGUCAGUUCUGACAGCCCGCUCCUGGUUCAGGGCGGUGGAAAAUUACUUUAUUUUAAACUCACUUCCGCAGGGUUGAAAAGACCAAAACAACCCCCUUCUUCUCCUGCAGUCAAAGGGGGGUUCAGAAAUCUUAGAUGUUGAAUUUUAGUUCUCUCAGAAUUUAAUUUUCAAGCUUUAGUAUACUUUGUCUUUGCUUUCUUCACGUAACAAAAGAACGGAAGGCUGACUUCCUGUUUAGACCUUUCCGUUCCGAGUCCCAAUUAAAUUCAAUUUCAAGUCCAAAUCCAAUGUUAUUUAUUUAUUCACCAGUCUUAAAAGUAGUUCAGCUCUUCCAAGAUCAGGUACUCACGGAUAGAUGUUUUAGAUGCCAAAUUGUCCAGGAAAAAGGCAGCGCUCUCCGAAAACGGCAGUGCGGCUUUGCUGCACGGAGGAAGCAGACGACUCACAGCACCACGCACCUCCCACUCCGGAGCCCGUUACCGGGCUCCUGUACAAGGGGAGAGAGCGCUCUCGGUGCGAGUCCCACGUCCACAGGCUUCUUCCGCCUGUGGUUUUUAAGGGUCUCCGCUGCGCCGUAGCGGCAGGACCCAAGCCUCCGUGCAGCGGGUUCCCUUCAGUUCGAAGGGGAUUCCGCCAUUUUCCGGAGGCGCCACCCCGGAAGUGUAAAUAUAACAUUCAUACCAAUAAGACAUUAUCAUCAUUCCUACUUACAAAACAAGUAGGAAUGAUGAUAAUGCUUCAUUGAACUUCAUUGAAAAGAAAAACAAUAACAGUAUAAUUCUACAACAUUAGGAUUUUGAUUUAAUAUCUAUGUGCUGCUUUCCUGACAACAAGGAUGAGCUCCAAUCAGCUCAAAACAAUUAACAGCUUACAAGAUGUAAGACGAUUAAAUUCAAAGACAAAUGUUCAAGAUUUACAGUAAUAAAAUUAAAGUACAAUGUAAUCGUUUUAGAACUGGGAUCUUAUAGGUAUAUCUUAUAUCCAGAUAGCAUUGCACCCUCAUGUAGCUAAUAAAGGAGUAGGUGUAUGAAACUGGAAAUGCAUAGAUUGGGGAUAUUUCUGGAGCCACUAUUGUCACUUGAGUCAUAAGAAACCUCAUUGGCAUGGAGUGUCUACUAUCAGUUUGGGCUGAUGGUCCAGCUACACCCCUAUCUGAAUGGUAUAGCCUAGCUUCUGCAGUCUAGUUCUGGCAACCUCUACCAGUCUCAGGGUCUCCACCCACUACUGCUAGCCAGUUAGAUCAAUUUUCUGGACUCUCAGCUUCCCAAAGACAGUCACCAUUCAGGCAGCAGCUUCCUAUGACCCUUCCAAAGGCAGGGAGUGGAGCCGAGUGGCUGGAAACACCUAGCCAAUAACGCUACUCUCAAUGCCCUCUCUUUUUGUUUUCUUCUGACAGGUGUCCAGAAGUCAGUUGGGUUUCAGCCUGUUGAGUGUGACUUUCCUGCUGUGUUUGACAAGUGGAGCCUUUGGGUCUAUAGAUCCAGACAAGCUGAAGGCAAUCAUUGACUACAUCAGAGAGUGAGUAAUGUUUUGGAUUUUUCUGGGGCUUUCCAAGCAAGUGUUCAACACAUUUCGAAAAACCCCUCAAAACAAAAUCAUGGGACUAAAACAAACAAGAAUGUUGGUAUUUUGGCCAAAUAAAGCAUUUUGCUUUCAUACUCAUAAUAAUUUACAUUUUAGUAUAUGUGCUGCUGAAGCGAGCACUUAAUAAUUUACGUUUUGAUUAUUUCAUACAACAUGGAGGAGAUUGUUUUGCUUCAUGUUAUGAUGCUGCUACAAGGUGGCCUAAGAUAAAUGAAUAAGAUUCUGUCUGUGUAUGUAUAUUUGUGCAGAGGGGAAAUGUGUGUGUGUUAUGUUUGCUUUCAAAGGUCUGCCCAUGUGGUUUUUUUCUGGCAUGCGUGCUUUCACAUUUUGUCAUCUUUAAGUGAUAUCAGGGUGAAGAUGUGGGGAAGGCAAUAUCAUUAUGACUGUGAAUAUUGCAAGGCACAUAAAAACUUGUACAGUAAGAUGCCUGUAGAGGGAAGCACUGCAUAGGGAUGGGUGAGCAGGUUGAUUUCAGGUUCUCUCAGUUUCUCAUCUUUCCACACUUCAGUUUUCCACAUUUCUGAGAAAAAUCACCAGCAUUUUAGCGCAAAUUUAUAUUCACAUGUUUUUAUGCAAUUUUUCCUAACAUACACAUUUUUGCAAAAAAAUUUCCGCUAAUACAAUGAUUUUAAUGUUAUUAUUACAAUGUACAUGCAUUUUUAUGCAUACUGUACCUUAAUAUAUGCAUAAUUAAUUAAUUAAUGAAAUUUCUAUUCUGUCCUUCAUUCAAGGACCACAGGGCAGGUUUCAAUAUAAAAACACAAAAAUAUACACCAUAAUAACAAACAAAAACAAUAAUUCCAUCCUAUGGAACUAACUUUCUCCUCCAAUCACCCUCUUAAGUUAGAUAUCCAUUUCCAAAUGAGCUUGUUAAGGAAAUAAUCUGUUCUUACAUGGGUAGGACAUAACAGUAAACACUGAAGGCAUACCUAAAUUCUACAGCACUUUAAAAGGUUAGUGGUUCUUCCAUUUAUAUAGUACUUCUAAUGUUGUAAUGGUCAUUUUCUUCUGCUUUCAGAACAGGUCCUCCAAACUCUCAUAGCAAUGAAGUUGAACGUUUCCCAUCUGUUUUACACCUAUACCCUUUCUUGCCUUUCUGCUUUCUAUUGGGGCUUUAGCAGUGAGGUCUUUUCACUUCCCUGAAAACCUGGUAACGCACUUAUCCCCCAAGUUCAUGAAAACAAAGCUGCUCUUUAAUGGGCUGUAGCAAUGUCAAUGGUCAUUUGUGCAAAUUACUUUGCUUGAGAAGUACAUUGCAUAAUUUGGAGAAGUGUGAAUUUCGGGGGGGGGGGGCUUAUUUUGGUUUUCAAAUUGUUUUGGAAAGUGAAAAUUUGGUAGGUUCUGUUGGGAAUCAAGCCUUUAUCAGGAGAAACUGGCCACUCUCCAGGCACCCGGCUUGAUCUCCUGUUGACCUCCCUGUCUGCAUUCCCCAGCAGGAUCCAGGCAGAGGUUGCGAUAGGCGAUCCUUCUCAGAGUGAGAAGAACACCCCCCUCUUUCCUGCCCCCCCAGGCAGGGGAAAGAGAUAGACAGAAACGUAUUUACAUGCCUUUAUUUCUGUCUUUGCAGCGUUACAAAAAUCAUGACUGCUCUCUUCAAGCUCCAGCAGUCGAGAGACAAACUCCUCCUGUACUUCCUGUACAGCUCAUAUUACACUCUGAGCUAAUUCCGGUGCCCUCUGCACUGUGAAUUGACUGUCCCUCUGUUUCCCACGGAACAGUCCCAACAUUCCCAUUAUGUUUUGCUUUCAAGCUACCAGCUCGCGGCCGCAUUGCUUCUAUAUCGUAACAGGUUCACCUUUAAAUGUGGACUGAAUCGCAUUCCUCCACCAUCCUACCUCUGGGAGAAAGGGCACAGCAGGAGAAACAGGGUGAUUUGGGAAGGAACUAACUGGGCAUUAUGCAGGCCUUGCUGGCUACAAGCCUCAGCCAGUGUGCCCCAAACACAUUAGCGGUGCCAUAGCUGAGGUGGUCUUUAUUUUUUAAAAAACCUUGUGCACUCAGAGCAGCACAAUGUCUGGCUUCACUUCCUGGGGCGACCAUGGGAUUAUGCAGCACAUAGUCAUAUGGGUGUCCUGGAAAGUGCUGAUAUGCUGAGAGCCUUCUUCUGUUGCAAGCAAAUAUGGUGCUUUUACUAGCACAGUAUUUAAAAGAAAAGGGUAUUCCCCCUCUAGGAUUCAUGGAACCCCUGAUCUGCACCCACUGGUCUGGCUCUAAUGGCACUCCUGGUUUUGCUUAGCAAAUCUAAUUCCAAGUAACAUUACAAACUCCAUCAUCUUGGGUUAUUGGCAUCCCAUCCCCCCAAAAAACCCCCAGCUAUCUGCUGUAACAUUAAGUUGUGACUUCUAUCUAUAAAUAGGACAUCACAGAUAUUGCAGUAGAACUGGAACUACUCUGCCUCUCCAUUCAAAUGACUGCAACCGAGACUAUAAUAAAAAAUCAAGCCAACAUGGACCAAAAGGAGGAACCUGGUUUGGAAUAGUUCAGCAUCACUCAUUCUCAGCUUUCCUUUGUUUUUUCUUAGGUAUGGCAUCCGCACUGGCCAUUAUGCUGUGGCUGUAAGACUAGAUAACACAUACUGCAGAAAUCCUACACGGCAGAAUUUAGAGACUGCUUUACCUACAAACCAAAUGAGUGAGAUGCGGAGGGCUAUUACAGAGGAAAAUGGAAUUUAUAACCCACCACAGAUAGGGGAUGUUGUUGCAGCCAGGCCAAGGUCUCUGACAUAUUUCGCAGAGCAUGCUGAAUGGCGCUUACUGAACGGAGGCCAGAAUAGCCCAGUAGAAAGGAUCCUAGCCAAUAAGGACCAAAAUAGUUGCCUGAUCUUCUUUAGCAAAUUAUCCCCCUGUGUGGGCAGAUGUCUCAAUGAGAAUAACAUGAGAAACAUUGUACAGGUGGUCAACCCCCUUUUUAACAGGUUCAAUGAAGAUGCCAGGGCUUUUGUUUUUCAAUUCAUUUACGCACGGGAUGCAGAAAGAGAAGAUACGGUUGUGUUGGGGGCCUGGCAACGCAUCCAGCAUGCCCCACUAUUUCGGUGCUAUGCAGGUAAAAGAGCCUGCAUCAAAUGUUUUAACCAUGACCAAUCUCAUACCAACAGUCCCUGCUUGGCCAAUUAGGGAAAGCCAAUGAUAGAGUAGUGCCCACCUAGAGAUUGCAUUUGUGGCACUUAGCAUUUUGCCAGCUGGCCUAAGAACCAAAGUCACCCCUUCCUCAUUCCCAUAUUCUUGUUUUCUCAAGAUUGAGCAUUACAUAUGAUCUUUGUAGUCCUUUGCUUUGCUGUUGAAUCAAUAAAAUCCUUGGAGCAUAUCACAAAAGCUUCUUGUCUGUUUGCUUCUUCUUCUUCUGCUGUACCCUAUAGUGUGAAUAAUCACCCACGCCUACCGAAGAGAUGUGCAAAGUCACGUGGGGCUGUAGUGUCCACACUGGGGCUGUUAACAUGCCCAUGGGUGUUUGAGAAUUCAAGGUUACAAUACAAUCCAGUGCCCACAGCUGGCAUAAAACUUAAAAGCCCAAAGGACAAUUUGCUGCAGUCUGGAGAAGCAACCUAAGUUAAGGAGAAUUGGUUGCAACACUGCGAUGUCUUGGAAAAUCCAGAUGUUAUCUCCUCAGUUGCUAGAUUCUGCGCUGCCAUGAUGGACAUUCAUUGAAAGAUGGUUUUAUCUUAUGCUGGUCUGUGACCAAAAUAAAGGUUGAUACUGAUUGUGAUGUCUUGAUCUGAAAGACUAGAUCAAGGAAGAGGAGCCCUGGGACUAUUGUUGGCGGGGUGCUUGGUUGAGCUGGAAUUCAGAGCAUGUCCCUACACUCCUCAGCUUAACUCAACAGGUCAUUAUAAAAUAAGCACAAGCUCUUGCAAGGGCACAGAGGAAGAAACUGUUGACAUAAACUGGCUGCCCACACAUACACACCCCUGUGGGUUCUUAAUUAGCAUUUGUGAGCAUAAAAGCCUCCUUCCCAACUGAUUCAGCCCUACUUAUAAACUAACCAGCAGUUGUUUUGCAAAUCUUAAGAAAAGCAUCCUUGACUUCUGUUUUGCCUCCUAUUUCCACAUGUGGUGGGAAUGCCAAUAUAUAUGUGGAUUUUGGAAGGUUAUGCUGAAAGAAUGUAUUGUUAUAAUAACAUAUGUUGUUGUUCUCAAUGUUGUUCUCAAUCUUUAGUGCUUGCACUAUAGGCAUCAACUUUUGCUUCCACACUCCUGAUAUGCCACAAAUAAUGUUGUAAGCAUGUCAUGUGUACCUUUAUAGCUCUGGGAACUGAAUCAACUUGCAGCCUAACCUACCUCACAGAGUUGUUGGAAGCACACUGCACACCCAGACAUACUGGAGAUGUAAAAAUACACAUAUUGCAUAUAAUAGUUUGUUGGCAAGACUAUCUGCUCGUUGCAAGAUAACUUUUUUAAAAAAUAAAAAACCCACAAUAUUGUUUUCCUGCCCAGUAACAGCCGUGACGCUAACUAAACCUCAUUUAGAGAAUCUUUGUUGUAAAACCCAUCUCUGUCCUGGUAUAUUAGCAGAUGCCAGUUAGAAUUUGUUUAUCAGUCAUCACAACCAUCGCAUCCCAAUAAAAAAAAUCCUUCCCUCUAACAAUGCCUUUCUAUUCAGCUGCCAAACAUGAAAGUUCAGUUUGGAAUACUCAAUGUUACUUUUUGCUCAUUCAGUGCCACUCAUUCCCAUCAUUUUUUGGUGCUCAUUCCUAGGUAUGGCAUUAAAAACAUCCAUUAUGCUGUGGCUAUAAGACUGGAUCAUGCAUACUGCGUAGAACCUACACCAACGAUCUUGGAGACAGUUUUGCCCAGGAGCAAAAUGCAGCAGAUGAAGAAUGCUCUUGACCACAGGAAUGGAAUAUAUGUCCCAAAGCCAAUAGGAGAUGUCAUUGCAGCUAGGCCAAGAUUUACCCGUAGUAAAGAGCACGCGGAAUGGCGCUUGCUGACUGGAGGCCAGAAUAGCCCUGUAGAAAGGAUCCUAUCCAAUAAAGACCAAAAUAGUUGCCUGAUCUUCUUUAGCAAAUUAUCUCCUUGUGUAGAACGUUGCCUCAAUGAGAGUGAUGCGAGAAACAUUGUCCAGAUGGUCAACCCCCUUUUUAACAGAUACAGUGAGGAUUCCAGGGCUUUUGUUUUUGAGACUGUUUACAUGAAGGAUACAGUGAAAGAGCAUGAGGCUGUGGUGGGGGCUUGGGAACACAUCCAGGGUGCCCCCCUAUUCCGGUGCUACAGUAACAACAGAGGCUGCAUUAAAUGUUUUGAUGACAACCAGUCGAGUGACAGAAACCCCUGCUUAGGCGAUGAGGUAGAGACAGAAAGGUAGUGGGAGAGCAGCUGUGGCACCUGAUAUUUGCCACUUGGCCUCCUGGGCUAUAUAUUGCCCAGAUAAGCAAGGUACCUCCUCCAAUCCCUGACUUAGUUGAUUGAGCAUUGCAUGUUACAUGUUUUCUUUUGUGUUUUUUUUAGUUCUCUGCCGUUCUGUUCAAUAAAUAAUUGUUCAGAGCACACCACAAUAUAUUCUUAUCUUUCUUGCUGAUUCUGGUAUUCCCCUCACUUUGAGCACUGGACAGUCAUGAGGACCCACAGUCAGUGGCCUAGCGUGUGUGUGGGGACAAGGGGGGCCAUGGCCCUGGGCACAGAAUCUUGGGAGGUGCAAACUAGGCACGUGCCCGGUGCACGAGCCCUCUGGGUCAGUGCAGAGGAUGUUCUUCACCUCUGGGGUCGCCCCGCUCCCGCCCACCAGCUGAUUGUCGGCCCCUGUGCGCUAGGGUGGGGUGUGGGGGUGAAGAGCACCUUCCAUGGCCCGUCCCCGCCCACCAGCCAGUGGAUGGGCACUCACGGUCUGGACACAGACAGAGUGUGGAGGGCGCUCUUCACCCUUUGCUCCUGCCCCAGCCAAUGAGCACCCGCUCGUCAGCUGACUGGCUUCUCAGGCUAGAUUUCCCUUAGAAUCAAAUCUCUUCCCCUACCCUCACCCCUGCUUGACCCUGGUUUCUGUAGUCAUAUGCUUUGCUCUUGCAUCAAUAAAUGUUCAAAACAAAUCCCAAAUGCUUCCUGUCUUUUCUACUCGACUACUUCUGAUGUCGCCCACCCCGUGCUCACCACAUCUGGCAGCUGAGACCUGUGGAUUCACGAGGAGCUGCAGUGCCCACUAUUGCCUGCAUGAGAGCGAUGCAAUGGUUGCGUGUUUGCACUAAGAUUGAGAUUUUCCCCACAUUGUUUGAUUCACAAAUAAACAUUUUAGCAUGC